CAUUUUAGUUGAAUUUCGACUGCGCGACGUGUAAGUCUCCUCCGAUUCUCCUCCGGAAACCGUCGUCGGCGUCGUCAGUUUCGGUGGAUCCGUCAAUUCCGUGGCUCUCUGUGUAUUUUGCGUACUCUGCGACGUCUUUUGGGACAAUUUCGGCCGACAAUUGUCCAUCAAUCCAGCCGAAAGAAGGAAAAGAAACAAACAAAAAAUCCACAAAGAAAACUCGCAUCUCGUCUCGUCGGAGGAAAAUAUAAAUAUAAAUUCCUUGUGCUUCAACAACGUCUGACAGCGGCGACGGCGGCGGCAUUUUCCUCCAGUAUGAUGUUAUUUCUGUGCAUUCGGCGAUUUUAGUUUUGGCUGCAAAAAUGUUUGAGAUGGCCCGAAAUGGUUACAGUCGCCGCUACAGUCGGAUGCUGGCUGUUGCCUAGAAAUACGAAAGCCAGCAAAAGCCCCAAAAAACAGUACCGGAAACCGAGACCUCAGACUCGAAAAUAAUGUCCUGCUGCUACAUGCAUUGAAGUUGACAUCACACACACAGAUACACACCCACACAGAGCCAGUGAAAGCUUUUUGAGCAGAGCGGAGAGGAAGGAGUACAAUGGUCAUCCAGUGCACAUGUGAUUGCAACUGCAGUGAUAGUAGAGAUAACCGGAGCCUCAUCUCCUCCUGCCUCCCAGCAGCAGCAGCCACAGUGCCACCACGCCAGCAGCAACGAGGAGGCGGCACCGGCGGCAACCAUCAUCCAUUCGGUUCCUCAGCAGCCUCUGGUGGCGAUGAUAUGGAGCAUAGGAUACCAUACUAUCGCCGCUUAUCGAAUACCUCAUCAGCCCUGUACGGCAGCUGUCCCCAAUUGCUGGCCACCAGCACCAGCACCAGCACCCUACCGCAUCCCUGUCCCCAUCAUUCGUCCAGGCAGCUGGAGGACAGACAGUACUCGAGUCUGGUGAGACCCAAGCAUAGGAGUCCCGUGCUGUGCAACAAAUCCUGGUGGGUUUCAUGUCCCAGGCUCUCGAAUCUAUCCAGUGAACAGCUCCAGGAGCUCCAGGAACAGCAAAUAAAAAUGCAGUCGUCGCACUGUCAUGCUGGAGGCGGCGCAACAGCCACGGCCACGGCCACAGCCGCCGCCCUGCCGCGCUUCCCCUUGCAAACGGCCAAGAGGCAUUGUGACAAUUUUGGCAGCUAUGCCACAUUGCCCACCAUUGAACAGCAGCACCAGGGACAGCAUCCUGUCGCCUGCAGUCGACAUGGUGGCGGUGCCGUUGGCGUAUUGCCUGCCCCACCGCCUCCACGCUGGUAUGGCGGUGGUGUGGCCGCUGCAAAUCCCAAUUUGAAUGGCUGCUGUUAUAUGUACAAUCCGCCUAGCACAAACCCUCAUCACCAGCAUCAUCAGUAUGCCCCACAAUAUUGCCUCUGCGAUAAUUGGUAUCAACAACAACAACAGCAACAGCAGCAGCAGGUGCACCAUCAUCAGGUGCAACAAAGAAGCAAACCGAAUGGCGGCGGCUGCUACUUUGGCUAUGAGGGCCACCACACGCAUCCCCAUCCCUCCAUCCCCAUGCAUGCACCGACGACACACUUGCCGGUACCACCGCACAUCACCGAUGAGGAGGAUUCGGCCUUUCCGGCACUGGCCGAUCGGGAGUUUCAUAUGCUGCAUCGGAACAUACCGGCAUUGCGGCGCACGGGUGUGGACACCACACGCAUCCGACAGUACUUUUACCCCGAUGGCGGCUGGGGCUGGAUUAUCUGUGGCGUCUCCUUUCUCGUUCAUAUCCUGACCACCGGACUGCAGCUCAGCUACGGCCUUCUGUUGUUCUACGCCGUACAAUAUUUGCAUAAUACCAAUGGCAUAGAACUCCUGGGCGCCCUGAGCUGGUCAAUUUCCAUGCUGGCCACACCGUUUGUGGUGUCGCUCUGUCGAAAGCGCUCCAUUCGCCUGCUCUCCAUUGUGGGUGGCCUCGUGAUGCCCCUGGGCAUACUGUUCACCUCAUUUGCCACGGAAUUUGGACAGGUUGUUUUCAGUUAUGGCAUCGUCUUUGGCAUCGGUGUCGCCAUGGUGCGUGAGGCAUCCACCGUGAUGCUCGGCAAUUACUUUAAGCGUCGCCGUCAGUUCGUCGAAAUGGUGGCCAUGUCCGGCGAGGGUGUGGGCAUCGCAUUGUUCUCCGUCAUCCUGAAGGAGGGCGUGGGCAAGGCCGGCUGGCGCCUGGGCCUGCAGAUUGUGGCCGCCCUGACGGCCCUCAGCUUUUUCAUGGGCCUCAUGUAUCGACCGGCCUCCCUCUACCAUCCCCAGCGACGGGCCAUCCAGCACUUGAAGAAUCAGCGCAAAAAGAUGAGGGAAAAGAAACCGAUUUUGAGCCAGGAAGUGGAGUCCCCGACGAGAUAUCUUUUUUUGGACAUAUCAUCACUGAAAUCGGUGACAGUUAAGAUUUUAUUAAUGACCUCCAGUGUGGCCUCCUUUGGCAUUUACACACCCAUGUUCCUAAUGGCUCUCAAUGCCGCCAAGGAGGGCUCGGAUGUCCAGGAAUUGGUUUUGUUGCAGACUUUUCUUGGCAUUUCCAUGGCCCUGGGUGUGGUUAUAGCUGGGGCCCUGCUGCGUCGCGUCUUUGUGAUCAGACACUUUGUAAUUAACACGAAAAUUGUCACCCAGCUCUUCAUAUCAAUUGUGGCCCUGGCCAUACUCUUUCUAUCCUUCGUGAUGGGCUAUAAGGGCCUGUGCAUCCUUAGCUGGUUAUAUGGCAUAGGUCUGGGUGGCUUUCAGUAUUCCUUGAAGAUAUUGGCACUGGAACGAAUAAAACUAAAGCAUUUCUCCAAGGCUUGGGGUUUCAUUCGAGGCGUUGAAUCGGUUCCAGUUCUGAUCAGUGUGCCACUGACUUCCUUCCUCAACGAUUACUCCCUGAAAUACGGUCGUGCUGGCUACUACAUUUGCUCCGCUGCCGCUGCCAUUUCUGGCAUCAUAAUCUUCUUUAUCAGUGAGCCGCAGCACCAGCAGAACCAGCAGCAGCAGCAGCAGCACCAUCACCAGCACCAGCAUCGCGGUGGACAGCCGCAUUUGAAUGGACACCUGCCCACGCCCAUGCUGAUGCGGCACUCUUCGGCGAGGCAGCAUCGGCCCCCACACAUGCACAUGGACUAUGGCUACGGGGAGUAUCCGGCCCCUGAUCUCCUCAGUCGCAGCUGCAUUAGUCUCAAUCAAAUGGAUCCGUAUCUGCAGACCAGCGCCAACUAUUGCCAACGUCACAUGCAGCAGCAGCAGCAGCAGCAGCAGCACCAUCACUCCCAUUCCCACUUACAUGCCCUUGGCCCACCUCAGCAGCAUCCACAGCAGUUGGCGUGCCACAAUCUGGACAUGCAGCAGGUGCGCGGCGGCGGCGGCGGCGUCGGCGCCUAUCAGGCGGGGCAGGGCAGCAUUGGGGCCCGCAUGGGCAAGCGUCUGCAGCGCAGCCUGUCCUUCAUCCAGCAGCACAACUGCUGCGAUGGUCUCUACUGCAGCUUCCACAGCACCUACGAGCUGGGCUGCCACAAGAGCAACAAAUCCCAGGACAGGCAGGCAUUGAUAUGCACCUGCAGUCCCAGCACCACCACCACCACAGCCACCACCUAUGGAGGAGGACACAUGGCUGGAGCGAACUCCACUCGCAGCCGCAGCGUUCCAGAGGGUCUAUCGACCAUGUCGCAGCAGUGUAACUGCCGGCACGGCCAGGCGGCCACUGGAUCAGGUUCGGGUCCAGGUCCCACCCGUGAGUUCAUCUACGUGCCGCAUGCCUAUGCCUCGCUUCAGAGAACGCCACAUCGUCAUAGCCAAGGAGCGGGUGGCGGAGCCAGUGCCGGAGGAGGAUGCCAGACGUUGCGAAACAAUCCACAAUGCCGUCUGAAGCGUUCCCAGUCCCUGUGUCGACCCGGAACCGUGCAGUUUGUGGAGCAAAUCACCACCUCGGUGUAGGAUGCUAGGACCCCAAUUGGGUCCCAUAAAACUUAUUUUUUGGUAUUAUAGUCCAACCCAGACACCACAUACAUGUUACGUGAAUCGAAUUCAGAAUUUGUCAGAUCUCUUCUAGUCUUUCGUCGUAUGUAGCUCUAUUAGAAAUGUAAACUAAUACUCCUCUCCAGCUGGGAGCUCAAAAGGGAAUGUGGAAGAACCCACUGCCCCCCUCCCACCCUCACACACACCUUAAACAAAGAAAAGCAACUCAAUGAAUUUUCCAUAUAUAUAUAAAUCCCAUAUAAAAACCCACACACAACACACACAUUCAUUAAACUAGGAUGAAAAUUUUUACUCAUUAGCAUAUGAAUAUAUUAUAGAGAUUACAGACAGACGAAAAAGCUUUAUCGGGUGUCUCAAGCAGCAAGAAUAAACGGAAAACAAAAACAAAAACAAAAAAACAACAAGUAUUCAAAUUAUGGCAAGAACAUAAAUAUUUAUAAGGCACUUCAAAUGGGGAAUCGAAACGAAUCGAAUCGAACGCAAAAAAAAGAAAGAAACUUCUUAAAUGGUCCAUUUUAUAAACGUGCAUACAAUUUAACCACCGAAUACCGAUUACCAAUCUAUAUAUACAUACUACGAAAAGAGACCCAUUACCGAUGUCUCCCCUGAGGCGGGACCCAGAGAGACCCAGAGAUCCAGAGACCAGAUCCAGUGCCAAGAGCCAAGUGCCGAGUGCCGUGUGCUGAUUGCCGAGUUUGUCGUGUCAGCGCAAAAGUACUUUAUUUUUCAAUAAUAUAUACAUGUAUAUUGCAUAAUUAAGAUGCGUGCAACAUCGUACACGGCGACAGAGAAAUGAAAAUUACUUUUACCACGGCCGCUGAUUGAGUGAGUGAAAUGAGCCUUAUUUUUCGAACCGAAACGAACCGAAAUGAACCGAAACGAGGCAUAUGAAAUAAUAAUGAUUACCAUUAUGAUAACCAUAAUUAAUUGAAGCUGCAAAUUAUCACAGGAGCAGUGCGGUAAUCCACCAUAAAUUACAAAAAACAAUGGCGGCCAAUAUUGGCCAUGAAUUGCAUGAACAGUAGUCAAAAAUGAGAGAGCCAAUUGGUAAGCCAUUUAGAAUUCAUUAAAAAAGUUCAGCGCUAACUAAAUAGAACUCUGAACAGAAUAGAACAGAAACAGAGCUGCAUAGGUGUACAUAUAAUAAUUAGUUGGAAAAAAGGAAAAUAUUCUAUAAAUACAAAGGAUUCAUGCACCAGUAAAACGAUAGCAUGAAUCAUUUAACUAAAAAGACCAAAGGGCAAAUGGCAAAUGGCAGAACUGUUGUUUCACGGUGCGUUUUAUGCCGACCGAUUCUAUCGAAAUAUCCCGUCGUCAAAUUGAAGCCAUUCUCGUGACUCUUUUGUUAUUAUUCAGGGAAUUUUCGUGCAGGGGAACCCACUAUGUCAUGCUGUGUGACAACAAAAACCGGCGAGAUUUACAUGUUAACCCGCUGCGAAUACGCUCUCGAUGCGAAAAGACGACAGGCAGUACAAAAACGCAUCGUUUAACAGCAGCUUGAAUAAACAGAAUAUUUUAUAAAAUAUUUGAAAAGCUUAAUGAAAUGGCAAAUAAACAAAAUAUGAAAGGAAAACAGCAUACAAGUGUCAAUACAUUGUUGUUUUUCCAAUAAAAAUGGUAACAACAACAAAUAAAAGAUACAAAUCUAAUACAAAAAGGCAAAGAACAUUUCGUACAAUAUGUUCAGCAAAGGCCUAAUCCAAAAAGUCAUUGAAAAACCAAACCAAAUUGAGAGAAAAAAAUGAAUAAAAAUUUUAGAUGAAUGUGAGCAGAAUAUUUGCCCAUAAAAUGUUUACCACGAAUUGGAAAACCCAAGAAAAAUGUAUGCCUCAACACACCAUUUGGCCCACAAAAAAUGUGAAAAUGAAAGAAAAUAAACUGCCAGGAAAUGCAAUAAAAGAAAAAACAUUAGCAUACAUAUAUUACGAAGCAAACUAAGGUCCUACCACAAAAUUUGUUCACUCUUUCAAGGUCAUUAAAAUAAAUUAGAUAUAAAUUUUCCACUAAGAAAAACCACAUACUGCAAGCCCCACAAAUGUUCGCCAUUUUGUGUUCGAAUAAAACGAAUGAAAAUUUGCAUCAAAUAAACAUACACUAAAUAGCAUAUCUAUGUGCCAAUAAAAAGAAAACCAAAAGAAAAAAAAAAAACAAUUGUCAAAAAAUGAAAAUGAAAACUAACCAAUUUUAAGGUACAACUUGUAGCUAAAACAAUUUUUAUCUGUGCCGAGAUUUAGAUAUGGGAAUUUUUCGGAGCGAACCUAAACAAGAAACUCCAAAACUUUGUAACUCUUUAUCAUUAGUAGAUUAGUGUGAUAAAUGUUAAUAAAGGCAACACCUAAAUGGAAACUUAA
Drosophila miranda is the source of this 6330-nucleotide messenger RNA. RefSeq lists its product as uncharacterized. The transcript is spliced from 12 exons. Gene Ontology annotation, biological process: transmembrane transport. Gene Ontology annotation, molecular function: monocarboxylic acid transmembrane transporter activity. The coding region runs from base 596 to 3937 and encodes 1113 amino acids. The record is from RefSeq and is a predicted model, not a curated record. NCBI's taxonomy places the organism in Eukaryota, Metazoa, Arthropoda, Insecta, Diptera, Drosophilidae.